AUGUCUGGUUCAUCAUCAUCAUCAUCCUCUAGUGACGAUUACGAAUCAAACGAUUACGAAGUAGUCAAUAAUGUUAUUACGCAAAUGAAUGUUGUUUUCAAUCCCCAAGCCAUAGGUGUGUGUCUUAACGUUAUCUUUGACGAAGAAGAAAACCAAAACCAAGAAGUGUCAAGUUCUUCAAGACCCAAGUUUACUAGAAGGGUGAUCUCGCGAGAUCACGUGGCUGCUGCAAAGCUUUUAUACGAUCAUUACUUUGCGCCAGAACCAACUUACCCACCUGAUAUGUUUCGUCGAAGGUUCCGAAUGCAAAAGGAAAUAUUUCUGCGCAUAGUGCGAGACAUAAACUCCUUUGAAAGCAGUGAACCGCUACAGAAACACUUUCAGUUCUUCCACAAAGACGCGACAUUUGCUAAUGGUAGUCCCGGUUUCAACAUUUUCCAAAAAUGUACUUCUGUUAUACGCCAGUUAGCGUAUAGCUUUAAGGUUGAUGCUUUAGAUGAGUACUUGCAGAUGGCUCAAGAUACGGGCUAUCAGUGUUUAUACGCUUUCUGCAAAUUUGUGAUACACCUGUAUCAACACGAGUACUUAAGAAGGCCAACAGAAGCAGAUAUCGAGCGGUUAACUGCCAAACAUGAGCAAGUUCAUGGUUUUCCGGGGAUACUUGGUAGCAUAGAUGGCAUGCAUUCGGGUUGGAGGAACUGUCCAGUGGCAUGGCAAGGGCAGUACACCCGAGGCGACAAGGGACAUCCAACAAUCAUGCUUGAAGCGGUUGCUUCAUAUGAUUUGUGGAUCUGGCAUGCCUACUUUGGCCCUGCUGGUUCGAACAACGACAUCAACGUCCUCAACGAGUCAGAUUUUUUCGAUGAUUUGCUACAAGACAGGGCUUCUAAAGUAGAGUUUUCGGUGAAUGGGGAGCAGUUUACAAAGGGAUAUUACUUAGCAGAUGGUAUUUAUCCAGAAUGGGCUACUCUUGUUAAGUCAUUCAAGUGCCCGAUGGACCUGAAAACCACCAAGUUCAAAAGAUACCAAGAAGCUGCAAGAAAGGAUGUCGAGCGAGCAUUUGGGGUUCUUCAAGGUCGUUGGCAAAUUAUUGAACAAUAUGCGCGGCCAUACAGUACCAACAAGAUAAAAUGGAUCAUGUUAUGUUGUGUGAUUUUGCACAACAUGAUCGUUGAAGAUAACGGCCGUGCAAUUACAAAGUUUGAAGAAUAG
This is a messenger RNA of Erigeron canadensis, 1212 nucleotides long. RefSeq names its product protein ALP1-like. NCBI's taxonomy places the organism in Eukaryota, Viridiplantae, Streptophyta, Magnoliopsida, Asterales, Asteraceae. The coding region runs from base 1 to 1212 and encodes 403 amino acids. The transcript has a single exon. The record is from RefSeq and is a predicted model, not a curated record.